UUUCACUUGCGUUUUUGUGGCAGUGUCCAGCUGGUAAACUAACUUAGCUAGCUAGUUAAUAACUUAAAACUAGUUACAUUUCUAGCUAGCUAACGUAAUUGAAGUAUAUUCAGCCCAUCUUUCAACGGAACCUUCUGUGCUAGGUGCAUUGGGAGUUAACGAGUGUCACCAUGGAAAACCUUAACAAAAUUGAGUCGAUGUUUAUUAUUCUGGUGAUCUGUGUCGUCGUUACUCGGGGUUCAAUAACCACAACUCAUUCUACUCCUACUCCUCCUAAACCAUGCGCCGCUCAAACAAGCUGUGAGACUUGUCUCACGAACGUGUCGUGUCUGUGGUGUCAGACCAAUGCCACGUGCAUGGAUUAUCCAGUGUCUUAUGUCAUCCCCCCAUCUUCUGUGUGUAAACUCUCUAAGGCCCGUUGGGGUGUCUGCUGGGUGAAUUUUGAGGCCCUGAUCAUUGCCAUGGCGGUGGUGGGUGGAGUUGUGCUGCUGGUAGUUACUGUGUGCUGCUGCUGGUGCUGCUACCGUUGUGGACGCUCUAGACGCUUGUCACGGCAGGACCUGUAUGAGGAAGAGUAUACUCGGAAGAGAGAGCAGAUCAGGCAGCGUUCGGACGAGAGGAAGGCAGAAAGGAAGACAAGACAUGAUGAAAUCCGUAAGAAAUAUGGUCUUAUUCCUGACUCGGAUCAUCCAUACAGCAAGUUUGAAAAUGAGUGAAACAGAAAGGGGGUGGUUCCUUUCCUGGAGAACGCAGGAACAAGAGCAGAGUUCUUUAGCUAUGUUCUUUCUUGUUGAAGUUUCAGCAUUUUUUUUUAACCAACUGCUUUAGGUGAGGGAGAGCUGUUUGAUAGUUACCUAAGGUUGAUGUCAUCAUAUCCCAAGCAUUUCACUGAUUUGUAUAUCUGUCUAAUUGACUUGAUGCAUGAUGCCUCAUCAAUUUCUCAGAACUAAUGUAAUACGAGCUAUCUUUCUAUAGUCUGUCUCUCAUUCUGUUAAAUGCACUUUUGCACUCAUUGAAAAUCUCUGAAGAACUGAUGUUUAUUGUAUUCUGACACCUAAUUUACAUUUGAUUGUGAAAUUUAGACAUCUUGAAACCAUUGUUUUAAAUCACUCACCGGAUUAGCUGUUUGUGCUGUAAGAUGUCAUCUUAUGAAAUGUUUCCUAAUAAAGUCAUUUUAAAGAAAUCA
Electrophorus electricus (electric eel) is the source of this 1186-nucleotide messenger RNA. Its product is annotated as pituitary tumor-transforming gene 1 protein-interacting protein. The record is from RefSeq and is a predicted model, not a curated record. Gene Ontology annotation, biological process: protein import into nucleus. NCBI's taxonomy places the organism in Eukaryota, Metazoa, Chordata, Actinopteri, Gymnotiformes, Gymnotidae. Gene Ontology annotation, cellular component: nucleus; cytoplasm.